Candoia aspera is the source of this 1230-nucleotide messenger RNA. RefSeq names its product cyclin J like (gene CCNJL). Lineage: Eukaryota; Metazoa; Chordata; Lepidosauria; Squamata; Candoiidae. Gene Ontology annotation, cellular component: cyclin-dependent protein kinase holoenzyme complex; nucleus; cytoplasm. The transcript has 5 exons. Gene Ontology annotation, molecular function: cyclin-dependent protein serine/threonine kinase regulator activity. The coding region runs from base 22 to 1218 and encodes 398 amino acids. Gene Ontology annotation, biological process: regulation of cyclin-dependent protein serine/threonine kinase activity; mitotic cell cycle phase transition. The record is from RefSeq and is a predicted model, not a curated record.
UUCACCCUCACUUUUCCUUGGAUGGGAAGCCUAAGGAUGGAAGAGCCAUGGUGGAAAGGAGACCUUGCAGCAGACGUUCACCAGACCUUGAGACUAAAGGAGCUGAAACUGCCAGUCUACAAGGCCCAUUCUCCGCAAAUCGAAAGACGACGCUAUUUUGCUCACCUCCUUACUGUCCUCAGCAGCCGUUGCCAACUUUGUCCCACAGCUCGGCACCUUGCUGUCUACUUGCUGGACCUUUUUAUGGACCGCUAUGAUGUCACUGUCAAGCAGUUGUAUGUCAUUUCAAUUGCAUGUCUUCUCCUUGCAAGCAAAUUUGAAGAGAAGGAAGACAAAGUGCCCAAACUAGAAUUGCUGAACAACUUCACUUACAUGUGCAGCGUUAACCUAGUGCUUACAAAAAAAGACCUGCUGAAGAUGGAAUUGUUGCUCCUGGAGAGCUUCAACUGGAAUUUGUGUCUGCCAACCCCAGCGCACUACAUUGACUACUACCUCUUUGCCUCUGUCAAUGAGGGUGACCUCCACAAAGGCUGGCCCAUCUCAUCUGUCACCAAGUUCAGAGCCAUCAUGGAAAAAUACUCUCAUUCAUUCCUAGAAGCUUCAUUGCAAGAUCACGUUUUUCUCUCUUUUCGGCCUUCUGUGGUUGCUGCUGCUUGUGUGGGUGCCUCCCGCAUCUACCUUGAGAUCUCUCCCUCAUGGACUACCCAGCUCCAGCUGCUGACAUGUUAUUCCUGGGAACAUCUUGCUCCCUGCAUUGAACUCAUGCUUGGCAAAGCUCACAGUAAGGACCCCAGAGAAGCCACGAAGGAAAAAGAUUGUGUGACCCUGUUGCAACAGCCACAGCAGCAAGUCAUGGAAAGCCUAGCCCUUCAGACCCCAACUCAGGUUCUCUUCCAGCAGCCACGGUACCACCCCCUGGCCCAGCCCUCGGCCAUCCUGCCGCAGUUCUGUUCCCCGAUACAGGAUCUGUGCUCUGCUUAUCGGGACUCCCUGCAAGCUCCUCGACCCAGUGGCCUCGCCUCAGGGAACAGUGCACUGUGUACCUAUUCUGCCCUGCAGGAGAACUUCCAACCUGUUUUGCAGACCAUGUCUGUCCAAGGGCCAAUCACAAUGCAGGUUGCCAUUUCGACAGAAGCCAGGCAUUGCCUCUCAUUGAUCUACGGCAGCAGCUACUUCAGCAGGCAUCAUUCAUACACAGCAGGCUGUUUUGAUGGCUGAGCGCCUGUGGAA